This is a messenger RNA of Linnemannia hyalina, 1659 nucleotides long. NCBI's taxonomy places the organism in Eukaryota, Fungi, Mortierellomycota, Mortierellomycetes, Mortierellales, Mortierellaceae. The record is from the annotation of a GenBank genome assembly.
AUGACCGUCUCUGCUUCUAUCACCUCCUCCUCGUCCGACUUGGCCACCGAGUCCGCUCGCUCGCUCUAUGAGAAGCUUGUUGUUCUUCUCAAGGACAUCUCCCACAUCAACGGGAUCUCCAGCUUGCUUGGAUGGGACCAAAUGGUCAUGAUGCCCAAGAAUGCCGAGGAUGCUCGCGCCAACCAUAUGAGCGUUUUGGAUGCAACCAUCCAUGACAUGGAGACCUCGCCCAUAUUGGGAGCGCUCCUGGAGGAAUGUGAGCGUCGCCGAUUGGCCGGAGAGUUGUCGAACGAGUUGAACCCCUACGAGCUGGCUAACAUCCGUAUCGCCCUCAAGUCCUACAGACAGGAAACCCUCGUGCCUAAGGAUGUCGUCCGAGCCCUUGCAACCUCGACCGCCAAGGCCAACGGUGCCUGGAAGGAGGCGCGCGAGGCGUCGGACUGGUCAAAGUUUGCUCCUUUGUUGGAGGAGCAAGUCAUGCUUACUCGCCAGAAGGCCGCCUACAUGAUCAACGGUGGCGUCUGCGAGGAGGCGCGCAAGAUCAACCAGAAGGCGCGUGCCGCGCAGGGUCUUUCGGAUGAAGACGAGUGCUACAAAGGUUACUACCAGGUGUUGGUCGACAAAUUCGAAUCCGGGUUCAAAGUUGAUCGUCUCCAAGUGUUGUUUGCAGAUCUGAAGAAGGAUCUCAUCCCCCUCAUCGCCAAGAUCAAGGCCAAGAACUUCCAGCAUGAGAACGGGUUCCUCAAGGGAGAUUUCGAUAUCAAGAAGCAAGCCGAGUUCUCGGACAAGUUCCCGACUCGGAUGGGGUUCGAUAUGGAUGCAGGUCGGUUGGACGAGUCAACCCAUCCGUUCUGCAGUAAUGCUCAUCCUACAGAUGUCCGGUUGGCGACCCGAUAUGCUUCGGACAAUUUCCAGGAGGGAAUCACGAGUACCAUCCACGAAACUGGUCAUGCUCUGUAUGAGCAGGGUCGUAACAAGGAGUACGUCGACACCCCUGUCUCGUCGCCACUCUCUGUUGGUAUUCACGAGUCCCAGUCUCUUCUUUGGGAGCGAUUGGUUAUGCUGAGCAAGCCCUUUUGGACAUAUGCUUUGCCCCUCCUCAAGGAACAGUUCCCCGACCGCGAGAACCUCCAGGCUGUGGAUGUGGACCAGUUUUACCUCGCCUUCAACCGUGUCGAGCCCACUCUCAUCCGUCUCGAGGCCGAUGAGGUGACCUACUCAAUGCACAUCAUCCUCCGCUAUGAGAUUGAAAAGGCUCUGAUCGAAGGCGAUAUCCAGGUCGCUGACGUCCCCGCCCUCUGGAACGCCAAGAUGAAGGAGUAUCUCGGUCUGGAUGUCACCGAGGACCGCCUGGGUUGCUUGCAGGAUAUCCACUGGUCCGUCGGCAUCAUUGGUUACUUCCCCACCUACACUCUGGGAUCAAUCUACGCUGUUCAGAUCUACAACCAUGCCAGAGAGGAGAUCCCCGAUUGGGAUGAGCACAUGGCCAAGGGUAACCUGACUGUGUUGAAAGAAUGGUUGAACAAGAAUGUUCACGAGUCGGGAUCGUUGCACGAGUCGGGUGAUGAUUUGAUCUUUGGGUUGACUGGCAAGCCCUUGGAUAGUUCUUUGUACGUCAAGUACUUGACUGAAAAGUAUACUACCAUCUAUGAUCUCUGA